AAAAGAAAACCUACACCCAAUUUUAAUAAGAAACCAGUUUGUGUCAGUUGUGUGAUUCAACAUUUUGGCUAUAUGUUGCUGUGAUGAAAACAAAUUUAGAACCUUUCCUGGGAUGUCUGUUGACUGUUGUGAGCUUUGUACAAUUUUAAUUGUCGGCCUUCUUGUCAAAGAUGGCAGGUACCAGAUGCUGACUAAGCUUGUUUUCAGUGCUGUCAUGUUGAGAAGGGUUUAUUUUACUGCAAAUCAAGACUAAAUAAAUUCUUGGAAAUGUUACGUUGAUUCUGAAUAUAUGCAGAAUUCAUAUUACAAAGAAAGUAGAAUCCAGUCAUUCUUCUAAAAGUGGAAGAGAAAAUGGAAAGCAACAGCUCACUUUGCAUUCAGCGUUGGUCUACUAGACAUGUGGCCAAAUGGCUGAAGGAAGAAGGCUUUUGUGAGUAUGUGGACGUUCUGUGUGAUAAACACCGAUUGGAUGGGAUUACACUAUUGACGCUGACUGAAUAUGACUUGAGGUCUCCUCCCUUGGAAAUCAAGAUUUUAGGUGAUAUCAAGCGGCUUAUGUUGUCAAUACGUAAAUUGCAGAAGCAUCAUGUUGACAUUUUGGAAGAGCUUGGCUACUGCAGUGACAGCCCCAUAGGUUCCCUGUCGCCCGUGAUUGGCUGUGUUCAAGGGAGAGAAUGGUUUUGCAACGGUGAAGUGCAGCGGGACUGUGAUGACUGUGAACCUGUGUCUGAUCUGAGUGCUGAGCAGUAUCAGUACACAAAUGGGAAAAGCAAGCAUUCUGCAAGAAGGCUGAACCCGGAAUACUGGAAGACGGCUUUGAGCUGCAUAUAUGUAUUCAUUGUGUUUGGCUUUACAUCCUUUGUCAUGGUCAUCGUGCAUGAGCGAGUACCUGAUAUGCAGACUUAUCCACCACUACCAGACAUAUUCCUGGACAGUGUCCCUAGAAUACCGUGGGCUUUUGCCAUGACUGAAGUAUGUGGAGUGAUUCUCUGUUACAUCUGGUUGCUGGUUCUCCUCCUUCACAAGCACAGAUCUAUCCUUUUGCGACGACUAUGCAGCCUGAUGGGAACUGUGUUCUUGUUGCGUUGUGUAACAAUGUUUGUGACCUCACUGUCUGUGCCAGGCCAACAUUUGCAGUGUUCUGGAAAGUUAUAUGGCAAUGUGUGGGCAAAACUUCAGCGAGCCUUUGCUAUUUGGAGUGGAUUUGGCAUGACGUUAACAGGAGUGCAUACCUGUGGAGACUAUAUGUUCAGUGGCCAUACUGUUGUCCUGACUAUGCUGAACUUUUUUGUUACUGAAUAUACCCCAAGAAGCUGGAACUUUUUGCAUACAUUGUCUUGGGUGCUGAAUCUGUUUGGGAUCUUCUUCAUUUUGGCUGCUCACGAACAUUACUCCAUUGAUGUCUUCAUCGCCUUCUACAUCACCACAAGACUCUUUCUGUAUUAUCAUACACUGGCGAACACAAGAGCCUAUCAGCAAAGCAGAAGGGCCAGGAUCUGGUUUCCCAUGUUCUCCUUUUUCGAAUGCAAUGUCAAUGGAACAGUUCCAAAUGAAUAUUGCUGGCCCUUUUCAAAGCCAACCAUAUUGAAAAGAUUAAUUGGCUAAAAAAUAUCCAGUUUAAUUUACAUCGGUAUGAAAUACCUGCAACUAACUUUCUUCAAGAAGCAUUGGACAGAAAGGGUUGCUGUCACCCAGAGCAUCUCCUCUGGCCUUGUUCAUGCUGUCCUGGCUACAGGGCUCAAAGAACAACAACACAUUGCCAUUUCUUAAAUAUUCAGGCAAAGUUGUUAAGCUGUAAUGAAGUUCUGCAUGAAUGUGGUGAGGUUAAAUUGCUGCUCCAGCAAAUCUUGUAGCUUCCUUGUUUGGAGGAUCUUAAAUUGUUCUUUACUACAGGAAUAACUUCAGAUCCAGAUACUACCUGAGUAGCUUUUGGGUCUGUUUGCACAUCAUGGGUAACCAUAAAUGGCUGAGUAUUGACUAUCUCUGGUUUGCGCCCUAUGGAUGGCCCUUUGGCUUUGGUGUGGAUUCUGCUCGUGACUUAUUAACCAUUUUGAAUGGGUAGACACACAGUUCAAAUGCAAGACAAUACUACUUCCAGUCUGGAUAAAACUAAUAAUAGCAAUCCAAGAGUAGCUUGUGUCCUGCAUUUGGAUGUUUAAACGUGAGGAAAGUUUAACAAGCUAGCAGUGGAACUGCCUUGCUCAGAUUGCUUAUGGAAAGAAAGAAUGCAGGCAGGUAGGGCUCUAGCAGGGUACAUUCACUGCUUAACUAUGUAAUGCUUAAAUGUGAUGUGCAAACACGGUUACUGUUUCUUGGACAAAAACUAAUACUGACAAAUGUCAUAGUCGUUCAGUAAUUGCCUCUAAAGGUUUAUUUUAGCAAGUAACUGGGUUGGGGAACAUUUACCCGGUGGACUGAGUUCCAAAGCCUUCAGUAUGAAAAAUACAUGCUGUAUUAAUAAAAGGGGCAAGGUGAAUGAUACUAGAACAGGCUUCACUGACUUAAGAUAAAUGAAUUAAUACUGUUCUGUCAUCCAGAUGUCCUGAGUGUUUACAUUUCAAUAAACCGGUAAGAAAUACAUUAUCUUCUGAAAUGAGGUUGAUUGAGAUUUAGUGCCACGACUCUUUCAGUGCAGUAUUAAACACUUAUUUAAAUCUGUGCAUGCUUUUUAAACUUUAACGUUAGGGUAGUAGUAUUGUUAAAUUGGGAGACAAGCAAAUAAUGUCACAUUGAAUAAAGGAAGGGUGGGGUCUUAAUGGAGUUUGGUUGAAGCAUAUGGUGAUGCACUGAACAGCUGUUUUGGGAAAGGAGGUUCUUUCCCUCCCCUUCACUGUAGUCUUCAAAGGUAUCUGACACUGGCAGAAGUUGAAAUUUAAUUGGCUGCUUGAGAAACUUCUGAGGCUCUUAGUGUUGCAGGUUAAUCAAAGGAACUUUUGUGGAAUAGACCAAAGGCUUAAAGUAUGAAAGCAAGCAAAACACUUGGCACUUGGAGGUCCUGGCAACCCCCUAUUUGCCUGUGAAAUCUAGCUUUCAUAGAAAUUACUCAGAUUUGUUCUUGAUCUUUUGAACCAUCUACUCAAUUUAAAGUUGGGAGUCCCAAUAGCUUAAAAAUGGGGUUUGUUUUUAGAAUGUUGAUUAAAAUGAGUUCAGGGUACAGCCUUUCAAAAAAAGUAUUGUUAUUUUAAAUCUGGAAUGCAAGAUUGGACAGUUCAGCACAUGUUGCUCAUUCUUUGAAUUCACUUCCAUUGUAUGCAUUACUAUGUACCUGUACAAAACUGUCCACACAACUGGACUUUUUGAAUCAUACUGCACAUACGGGUUAUCCAUUUCUAAUUUAUAAUUUUAAACUUGACAUUAAAAGUUGUAGUCAAGUCAAUUAUAGAGUCUUGGUCAUUAACUUUAUGGAGUGCAGUAAGUUUCAGUGACCCAGAAUAGCCUGUCUGUCCUUGUUUCAACCAGUUAACACUGAAUUUUCUGGUGGAGGUCAGAUGACUCAACGUAGCCCAACUGCAACCUUUUUCCAGUGCCUCUUCCUGAUAGCUAAACUAAUCCAACCUCACAAACACAGAAUUGUUUCCAGAGCUGCGAAUUGGCAAGAGGCAUGUAAGAGACCACAAAUGCAUUCCUGUUUGAUUCUGUGCAUUGUGCUGAACAUGGAUUAAUAUUGGUAGGCCUAAAAAUACAGGAUUUUGCUUUGAACUUCAAGAAACCUUUCCAAAAAUCUGCUGAACUAAAAUUAGAGGCACAUAAAACUUCCUCAUUCUGCACCUUAAUAGUAUUUUCAUCCAAGAACAUUGUAUAGUUUCUAGCAAUAUUUAAUAUUGCCACAGUAAUACAGUACAGUAUUCACUUAAAUGUCUACUUUGGUAUCUUUUGUGCCAUUUCAAGGUGAAAAUAUUCUCCUUGCAGAGAAUAGUUUGCCUUAUUUUUCACAAGUUGCCGAAUGUUCCAGAGAACGUUCUGAAACUAAAUCCUUUCUAUAAAGCUAUUUCUAUGCACACUGGCACUUAAUUUGCAUUGUUAGUAUUCCUAAGUCCAAUGCAUAAAGAAAUUGGGCAGAGGGUCGUCUCCCAGUAUGUUAGACUGCAGCAUCAAUUUUAUGAAAACCAGAAAUACAGAAGCAGCCUCAGAUGUUUCUAUCAGCUGAAGUAGCAGCUUUGUAUGGUUGUAGUGAUGGGGUAAACAAUAAGGUGAACGGUUUGUUACAUUUUAAAUGCAAUAAUAUUGCACCUUUUGUGUGGCACAGCGGGAAAAAUUAAAACAAUUUUCUCCCCCCACUUAGAGCAACACCCUUCACUGUUUACCUGAUCUUUGCUCACUGGCGAAAGUGCAAAGGAGCCUUCUUUGUAGCACACAGAGUUGGCUGCUUAAAACAAAUCUCAGUAAAAUAUAACUGUGAAUGCUGGAGAGAAGCAGUCUGUCCCUAAGUUUACAAAUGCCUUUGGGGAUGGAACAAUGCUUUACCCACCAAACGUAUUCUCACGUUUACAGUUCAGAUCCACAGUAUUAUGUUGCUAGUUCACCUGGAAACAAUGCAACAGAACCAGGGAUAUUGGAACAAAUGUACAGGGACACAACUUGAUGACCCUCUAGAUAAGCAGCUUCGAUGAUCUGUCUAUGUCUGGGCAGUGCCAUCUGUAUCUUCAGGCAGAGGCUGCCUUGAUGGAAGACUUCUCGGUCGAGAGAAAACUGUACAAAGAAUUCUGCCUCUUGAAGUCUUAACUAAUUUGUUGCUCCUAGUAUGACUUACGUGCAACUUUGAAAUAACAUGUUGUAAUGAUAGUUGCGUUUGCACCUUGGAUUCUAAUCAAAAUUAGCCAUUCUAUGAAUUGUAGCAUUAUAGUCUGGAAUAUCUCAUCUUAAAUUUAAUGCCAAGUUUGUUCAUUUUGAAGGUAUAUAUCAUACCUACUUCCCCAAAUUGUUCCAAAGUGUAAUACAUUUAUACUGUGGAUUUCUCCUGUUGAAAAGGUCAGAUUUGAUUGUUAACUUUUGACUUAGAGAAGUAAUAUAUAUUAUAUUACCAUUGUUUUCUUAAUUUUCCAAGCAGGAUUCUCUUUGUUUGUCUUUUGUUUGUAUUUGGAGAGGAAAAGUAGUAAAGUAAGACCAAUAAUUUCAAAAGCCGGCAUGCAUUGUUUUGUAAAUCAGGGGUACCUCAUGUACUUUAAAGGGUAUCAGUGGGCAGUAACUUAACCUGAUGCCCUCGGAGUUAGGUUUCCCUGCUCUUGGCACCAAGCACUAUCUAGCCUGUUAAGGAACUAUUCCAAAUGGUAAAAUGAGGACUGUAAUGUGUCCUGCUGUUGCCCUAGCACUUGACAGAUCUUUAAAGUAGUAUUUGAAUACACCCAUUAUGCAAUCACCAACUUCUUUUAAUUUGGGAGUGUCAAUAUAGCCACUCCAGGAUCCUCUUCCUACUUUCCAGUAGAAACUUAAGUAAGUAAUGUGUGGAAGUGUGUGCUCAUUGGUCACUAAAGCAAAGAGCACCUGUGACUACAAAGCUGGCCACCAUGUGUUGUAUUGGGCAGUGGUUCCUUGCUGGAAGGAUACAAAGAGGAAAAUGGAAGUGUUAAGAUCCUAAAAACACACAUUUUUCAGGUGGGAAUCUGUGAGUUGUCUUAGUCCCACUUUCUGAUUUGUAUUGUCAUAUUUAUUCUGAUCUGCUAAGUCUGGAAGUCCAACACAGGGAUAUCACUUGAUCAUGACAGCAUCUCCUGGCUAAAACCAAGGCUUCACAGGCCCAGAUGUAUCACUGCCAUCAUGGUGGAGGGCUCUCUUUCAGUCCCAAGGGGCCUGGCUUGGCCUGAGGGUGUCUGACUUAAAGAACUAUACAUUUCUGCAGUUCUCUUUCCUCAGUUAUAUGCUAAACAUAGUUACAGUUUUGCUGUUUUGAUCAACAAAGCCAAGGCAAGAGGAGAAUAAUGAUUGGGCUAAAGCUGUUGGCUUGAUGUACGGCACAGACAUUUUGCUUUCAAUCUUUCCCCCGUCCCUAAGAACAUGGUGGUGUUUGAAGACUUGAAUAUUCCUUUUACAGAACAGUUUGAAGCACAGAUGUUGUGUAAGUAAAGGUGGAAUUCGUUCCAAUGUGAACAUGGAUUUAAUUUAUAUUGUUUUGUAUGUCUUGUGUUAAAUUGUUGAAGCAUUCAAUAAAGAUUAACUAAAUUUAAGUGAUA
This is a messenger RNA of Candoia aspera, 6167 nucleotides long. RefSeq names its product sterile alpha motif domain containing 8 (gene SAMD8). Bases 352 to 1605 code for a protein of 417 amino acids. Gene Ontology annotation, biological process: ceramide biosynthetic process. The transcript has 6 exons. Lineage: Eukaryota; Metazoa; Chordata; Lepidosauria; Squamata; Candoiidae. Gene Ontology annotation, molecular function: sphingomyelin synthase activity; ceramide cholinephosphotransferase activity; protein binding. The record is from RefSeq and is a predicted model, not a curated record. Gene Ontology annotation, cellular component: endoplasmic reticulum membrane; plasma membrane; Golgi membrane.